AUGCCCCUUUUGGAUGGGCUUAGCAAUAGAGAAGCUGUCAAUGGUGGGGUUCACAGUGGUAUUUCAUAUGUUCAAGCCUCCCAGGACAUUCCAGACACGGAAACCCGGGGUAAUAAUGCAAAUAGGCGCCAGAAGAUUGUGGUGGUGGGAUUAGGAAUGGUAGCCAUCUCAUUCAUUGAAAAGGUAGUCAAGCAAGAUGCUGAAAGGAGAAACUAUGACAUCGUCGUGAUUGGAGAAGAAUCUCACGUUGCUUACAAUCGUGUCGGUCUUUCUUCUUUCUUCGAACAUAGAAGGAUCGAGGACCUAUACCUCAAUCCGAAAGAAUGGUAUGGAUCGUUUCAAGACCGCUCGUUCGAUUAUCAUCUCAACACCAGGGUGACCGAUAUCUAUCCCGAGCGCAAGUCGGUCAAGACAUCAAUCGGUGACACGAUCGCAUAUGAUAUUCUGGUUCUUGCAACUGGUUCUGAUGCGGUUCUUCCCAUCCACACUCCUGGCCACGAUGCCAAGGGAAUUUUCGUCUACAGGACAAUUUCGGACCUCGAGCGGCUUAUCGAGUUCGCGUCUAUGCACAAGGGGAAGACUGCAGUCACUGUUGGAGGCGGAUUGUUAGGCCUUGAAGCCGCCAAGGCCAUGACUGACUUGCAAGACUUUGGAAACGUAAAGCUCGUUGACCGCAACAAAUGGGUAUUGGCUAGACAACUAGAUGGUGAUGCUGGGUCUCUAGUGACUCGAAAGAUCAGAGAGCUUGGCUUGGAUGUGUUGCACGAAAGGCGGGUGGCUAAAAUUAUGACCGAUGACGACAAAAAUGUCACUGGUAUUCGCUUUGAAGACGGCGAAGAGAUCGAUUGCUGCUGUAUCUGUUUUGCGAUUGGCGUACGUCCUAGGGAUGAACUAGGAGUUGCUGCAGGUAUUCAUUUGUCUAAACGAGGAGGUUUUGUGGUCAACGAAAGUCUUCAAACCUCAGUUCCCGAUAUCUACGCCGUUGGAGAAUGUGCUAGCUGGGAGAAUCAGACAUUCGGGAUUAUCGCUCCGGGGAUUGAAAUGGCUGAUGUAUUGUCAUUCAACUUAACCAAUCCAGACAAGGAGCCCAAGAGCUUCAAAAGACCAGACUUGAGCACAAAACUAAAGCUUUUGGGAGUUGACGUUGCCAGCUUUGGCGACUUCUUCGCAGAUAGAGAUGGGCCUAAGUUUCUUCCCGGCCAACGUCCGUCAACGGCCACGGAUAUACCGGCAUCAGGCGAAGAUGAAAAAGAGCCACCGGUGAAAGCACUGACGUAUAAAGAUCCAUUUGGUGGUAUAUACAAGAAGUACCUGUUUACUAUGGAUGGAAAAUACCUGCUCGGAGGGAUGAUGAUUGGGGAUACCAAGGACUACAUCAAACUGAAUCAGAUGGUGAAGGCCCAGAAACUGCUCGAGGUACCACCAAGCCAGUUUAUCCUUGGAGCACAGACGGACGGAGAGGAUAAUGCGGACGACCUAGAUGAUGAUACUCAAAUUUGCUCGUGCCAUAAUGUCUCCAAAGGCGAUGUUGUUUCAAGCGUCAAGAAUGGCACGUGUAAAUCAAUCGGUGAAGUCAAAUCAUGUACCAAAGCCGGAACUGGAUGUGGCGGCUGCAUGCCUUUAGUGCAGUCGAUUUUCAACAAAACCAUGCUGGACAUGGGUCAAGAAGUAUCGAACAACCUAUGCAUUCACAUACCAUAUGCGCGAGCCGAUCUUUAUAACAUCAUCGCGAUCAAGAGGUUGAGGACCUUUGGGGAUGUCAUGAAAGCUGUCGGGAAAAUUCCUGACUCUCUAGGUUGUGAAUUAUGUAAACCAGCUAUAGCGUCGAUCCUUUCAAGCCUUUUCAAUGAUCACGUCAUGGACAAGGAGUACCAUGAACUGCAAGAUACUAAUGACAGGUUCCUCGCCAACAUCCAGAGGAAUGGAACCUUUUCCGUUGUUCCUCGAGUCCCCGGCGGCGAAAUCACGGCGGACAAGUUAAUUGUCAUUGGUCAAGUGGCUAAAAAAUUCGGUCUCUACUGCAAAAUUACAGGCGCCCAGCGCAUUGAUAUGUUUGGAGCAAGGAAGCAGGAUUUACUUGACAUUUGGACGGAACUGGUCAAUGCCGGUAUGGAAAGUGGCCAUGCAUAUGCCAAGUCACUCCGGACAAUCAAGAGCUGUGUUGGGACUACAUGGUGCCGUUUUGGUAUUGGCGAUAGUGUCGGAAUGGCAAUUCGACUUGAAGAACGUUACAAGAGUAUUCGUGCCCCGCACAAGCUCAAAGGUGCUGUGUCUGGCUGCGUGAGAGAAUGCGCCGAGGCACAAAACAAAGACUUUGGUUUGAUUUCGACUGAAAAGGGCUUCAACAUCUUUGUGGGCGGCAACGGGGGUGCCAAACCCCGACACUCUGAUCUGCUUGCGAAGGAUGUGCCCCCAGAAAAAGUUACGCAGAUUAUUGAUCGGUAUCUGAUUUUCUAUAUCCGGACAGCUGAUAAGCUACAGCGGACUGCUCGCUGGAUUGAGAACCUCCCUGGAGGAAUCAAUUACUUGAGAGAGGUCGUCGUUGAUGAUAAGCUGGGAAUAGGUGCCGAAAUGGAGCAACAGAUGGAGGAAUUAGUGAGUAGCUAUUUCUGCGAAUGGACUGAGACGGUCAGGAAUCCCAAGCGGCGCAAAUUCUUCCAGCAAUUCGCCAACACGGACGAGACCGUUGAAACAGUCGAAGUCGUCGAGGAGCGAGGACAACAACGCCCCACCUACUGGCCGAAAGACGGCGUGGCAUCUGAGGACUUCAAAAACCAUCAGUGGUCCAGUCUCUCAUGGCAGCCUAUGAUCAAGUCGGAUUAUUUUUCAGAUGGGCCUCCCGCCAUCUCAUCCGCCAAUGUUAAGCGUGGGGAUACUCAGUUGGCUAUCUUCAAGGUUAAGGGCAAAUACUACGCAACACAACAAAUGUGUCCUCAUAAGCGUGCCUUUGUUCUGUCUGACGGACUCAUUGGCGAUGACGAUGCGGGCAAGUUCUGGGUUUCAUGUCCCUACCACAAACGCAACUUCGAACUCAACGGCGAGCAGGCAGGGCGAUGCUCCAAUGAUGAAAGUAUGAAUAUUGCUACGUUCCCAGUUGAAGAGCGGGAAGAUGGUUGGAUCUACGUGAGGCUACCUCCCAUUGAAGAGCUGGACUCUGUUCUAGGGACGGAAAAGUGGAAGGUGAAGAAGGGGGAAGCGUCGGAUCCGUUCCAGCGAUUUGACAAGAAGUACAAGGGGAUGAGAGGCAAGAAAUCCAGAAACGAGGCCACUCAGUGCAAAACAUCAUCCAAUGUAAUUGACUGGUAG
Messenger RNA from Aspergillus tanneri, 3306 nucleotides. It is a transcript of the gene niiA, whose product is annotated as nitrite reductase niiA. The coding region runs from base 1 to 3306 and encodes 1101 amino acids. The transcript has 9 exons. Lineage: Eukaryota; Fungi; Ascomycota; Eurotiomycetes; Eurotiales; Aspergillaceae. The record is from RefSeq and is a predicted model, not a curated record. Gene Ontology annotation, molecular function: nitrite reductase [NAD(P)H] activity; 2 iron, 2 sulfur cluster binding; heme binding.